This is a messenger RNA of Bursaphelenchus okinawaensis, 4081 nucleotides long. The record is from the annotation of a GenBank genome assembly. Lineage: Eukaryota; Metazoa; Nematoda; Chromadorea; Rhabditida; Aphelenchoididae.
AUGACAAAGCCAGAACCGUUGAGGUUUCGAGUUGUAGUGCUUGGCUCGGCCAAAGUUGGCAAAACGUCGAUUAUCAAACGGUUUUUGAAUAAUGAAUACAUGGAGAGGUACAGAGAGACUGUGGAGGAUCUACACAGUAAGGAGUUUACUGUCAAGGUAAGUUUUGUCUUAUUUUUUAAAAUUUUUUUAAAAUUUUUAUUUUUUUGAAUUAUUCAAAUUUUUUUGUCAUUUUAAUGACAUAGUGCAAACCUCCCCCCCCCCUCUUCCAGACAUUUUUACUCAAAUUUUAAUUAUAAUCUUGUUGUUAUGUCAUGUUAGUCAUAAAAACAGUCACGUUUCUCAUACAUAAUUCCCAAAAUCCAAAGCAGACAGGAGGGGGUAAGAAUUAAGAAGUGUUAGUUUUAAUAUUUCAAUAGCAUCACAUAGUAAACAAUGUGACGGAAGAGGAAGAAAUGUAGUCAAAAUAAGGAAAACAAUCAUCUUUAGGGCUUAAAAAGUAAAAUUUUUUUAAAAAAUAUGAUGGUUUUUAAAAACUUAAAAGGAAAAAGUCAAAAGUUGCAAUUUUUUGUAAAAAAAGGGCUUGCAGCCUACGCCCAUACUUUAAACAAGUUCUGCAGCCUGCGGAAAUCACUUUUCUUGACAAAAAGUAAAUCAAUGUAAAAGAUUAUGUUUGUACAAUGUAGUGAAUGCCAAAUUGAACUAAAAUAAUCAUUUUUUAUUUUUCCAGCCCGCGCCCUAUAAAAAAACAAGAAUUGCAGCCUGCAACGUCAAGAAAGCCUGCUUUUACAGCCUGCGCCCGCAAAAACCCAAUUUUUGUUCAAAAUAAAAUUAAAUUUUAAAUUUUAAACUUAUAAAUAUACUUUAAAAUUUAUAAUUUCCAGAACAUACCAGUGGUAUUAGACAUAUUGGACACCAACUUCAAUUUCCCUGACAUGAGAAGAGUGGCCAUUGCCUCUGCCAAUGCCUUUAUCAUUGUAUUCGGCGUUGAUGAAGUUCAAAGUUUCAAAGAAAUGAGUGAUUUGUGGCAAGAAGUAUCUGAACGACGGAACGACUUCAGAGAACUGCCAUCUGUGAUCGUGGGGAACAAGGAGGAUGCUCCGAACAAAAAGGUACCUACUAUUAGGUUGUCCGGAAAGUUCUGCAAUAUUUCAGUAGGUAAACUUUGAAAAAUCAGGAAAAAUUUAUUUCUUGACGGAAAGAAAAAAUUCUUUUUUUGUUUGUUUGUUUGUUACCUAAAUUAUUCAAAAAGGUAAGUUACAUAACUUAAUUUCAUUUUUUUGUAUUGUUUUAGGUAUUAGAAAAAAUGGAGAAAUCUCGCCUGCGCGUGAUUAUAUGGAAUGAAUUCAAACGCGGAAAUACUGCGGCAGAAACCUUCAGAAUCAUAAACGAAAAUGAGGGUAAGAAUGUUGUGAGUUAUUCUACGGUGACCAGAUGGUUCGCAAAGUUUCGUGUGGACGAUGAGAAGCUUGAAGACAAACCACGUGCAGGAAGACCCAGCAAACUUGACAAAGAUGCCCUGAGGCGCAAGAUUGAAGAUGACCCACAUAUUACAAUCCGGGAGUUAGAAGAGUUACUAAACUGUGGAAAAAGUACCAUUGGUGAUCAUUUGAAGGCAAUUAUGGUCAAAAAGUUGGACAAAUGGGUGCCUCACAAUUUGACUGAUCUGGGAAAAGCCAAGAGACGAUGUGCUUCCGAAAAGCUUCUGCAACGCUGCAAAAACGAAGAAUUCUUGGAUCGAAUUGUAACUAUUGACGAGAAGUGGAUCUCGUUUAACAAUACUAGAAGAUCUACAAGUUGGUGUAAGCGUGGAGAAGCUCCUAAGCACGUUCCGAAGCCAGAAUUGCACGAAAAGAAGCUUAUGGUGACUGUCUGGUGGUGUAGCUCUGGAGUGAUCCAGUACCAUUUCAUGACACCUGGCCAAAGUAUUACGGCCGACACCUACUGUGCCCAGAUUGACAAACUGCAACACAAUCUUCCAACAAUGGUCAGAAGGAGGGGUCCGAUCAUUCUGCAGGAUAACGCACGGCCCCAUGCUGCAAAGAAGACCGUGGCAAAAUUCAGGGAACUGGGAUACGAAGUCUUGGAGCACCCUCCUUAUUCUCCAAACUUGGCUCCAACGGACUUUCACCUUUUUGAACACUUGUCUUCGUUUCUUAAUGGAAGAAUCUUCAAAACUCCAGACGAUGCCAAGAAUGCCUUUAAGAACUUCAUCAACUCCAGAAACCCGGAAUUCUACAAUCGUGGAAUAAAAAAGCUUGUAAAUCGUUGGCAAGACUGUAUUGAUUCAGACGGUAAUUACUUUGAUUGAUUGUAGUUGUUAAUUAUAUUGUUAUUAUUGUUAGUUCAAAAGUGAAUAAAUAUUGCAGAACUUUCCGGACAACCUAAUAUAAUAUAGGAAAAUAGGUUUUUUGGCUAGGAAAUUGGGCUUGAUGUAGAAUUAAUGACUUUUUAGCUAGAUGAUAAGGUUUUUUGAAGCUUUGUUUGUUAUAUUAUAUAUAUUUAUAUUAUCCUUUAUAUUGACUUAGAUUGAUGCAAAAAGAAUGGCGUUUUGAGCCAUAUAAUGAAGUUUUUUGAUUCUUCCUUAUAUUAGAACAUUUUUAGUUAUAUUAUUCUUUAUAUUAUCUUAUAUUAACCUUUAUAUUUCUUUACAUGGCCUUCAAUAACCUACAUUGUUACAGAUAUACGAAGCCACAGCGAACGCCUGGACCUCACGCCUGAACGCGAACGUGCGCUACGUGGAAACAUCGGCAAAAACCGGGUCGAAUGUAAAGAAAAUCUUUGCCGAUUUGCUGGAAUUAAGCCGUUUCCCCGAAGGCUACGAAAUCCCUGAAAUUCCGAUAAAACAAACACCUUCUAGGACCAAUUCACAAAAAGACAAGUUGAAGAAAAUCAAGGAAAUACAUUCGACUACUAACAAUGAAGUAGGCCUUAUUUUGAAGUUUUUCUUUGUAAAAUACGCUAAUUUUAGUAGGAGGGUAUUUUUUACGGUUAAAAAUUGAUUUAGAUACUGGAACUCGCGUAUAACGAACUUCACUAUAAGGAAACUCUCGGAUAACGAAAAAUUUUAAAUUUAAGGUUGAUUAGUUAUACAGGUGUUUAAUGUAGAUUUUUUAGAAUUUUGAAAUUAAAAAAUAUUUUUUUUUAGAUUUUUUUAAAAAUUUUUUAAAAAUAUAUUUUAAAUUUUCAGGAAGAAGAAGAGCUAUGUGAAAGAAUAUCAACCGGGUUAACCUUGCCAUUUGAUCGAAUUGGAGUUUUGAGGAGAAAUCACUCGGUUCGGGUAAGUGUUUGGCCAUAAAAUCAAUAAUGGCGUGCUGUGAAACUUUACCUCUGUGGUACUAUACCUGUGUGCUAUCGUUUAUUCUGUCAGCUUUAGAGUAUGGUUAGGUUAAAUUUACCUUACGUUAUUUUACCCUACAGUAUCUUAUCCUACUGUACCUUACUCUGCUCUACCCUACCUUGCCCUGCCGUACCUUAUCCUACUCUACCCUACACUGUCUUACCCCAUCCUGCCAAACUCUACUCCAGCCUGCUUGACUUUACUUUACCUUAACCUACCUUUCUUUGCUUUCGCCUGAUUUGCCUUGCACUUCUUUACUUUACCUUAUCAUACCCCAACUUGCGCCAUCAUAACUUACUCUGUCAUACCGUAUAUUAUCCUACUCUGCUUUGCCCUACCCUACCAUACUCUUUUCUACCCUACCCUAUUUUAUCUUGCCUUAUCCUACUCUAACUUUUCGUGCAUUUAUUACCUAAAACUAACCCUACUAACCUUAAAUCUUCAUAAAAUCUCUUCAAACGUAUUCCCUUUCUACUACUUCCUUACUGUCCACUUUCCUCAGGAGCUAACCCCAUUAACCCGUUAACGUUUUGGUGCUGACUUUAGGUUUUCCAGUUGAAUCGAAAAGUACCGGUCGAUAGCAAUCAAUCACGGGACGAUGAGUCUGUAUUCAGACAUAAGGGUAGCCUGAUACGACGCACCAAACAUAUGUCAUUGAAGUUGCACAAAAGUGACACGAGCAAGGUGAUUCAAUCACAGGCCAAAGAGAAUGAACAAGAAUUGUCAGACUGUCGUGUCAGUUGA